Acinonyx jubatus (cheetah) is the source of this 2034-nucleotide messenger RNA. It is a transcript of the gene PRKAA2, whose product is annotated as protein kinase AMP-activated catalytic subunit alpha 2. The transcript is spliced from 12 exons. The coding region runs from base 484 to 1872 and encodes 462 amino acids. Gene Ontology annotation, cellular component: cytoplasm. The record is from RefSeq and is a predicted model, not a curated record. Gene Ontology annotation, biological process: protein phosphorylation; intracellular signal transduction. Gene Ontology annotation, molecular function: ATP binding; AMP-activated protein kinase activity. Lineage: Eukaryota; Metazoa; Chordata; Mammalia; Carnivora; Felidae.
UCAUGGCUGAAUGACACAUUUUAAGCAUAUGGUAUUAAAAAACAAAACACCCAUCUGUUUGGCUGUUAGAGUCUUUGGUCUUACUUCUUUGAUCUGUUGGAGAACAUCAAUUGACAGGCCAUAAAGUGGCAGUUAAAAUCUUAAAUAGACAGAAGAUUCGCAGUUUAGAUGUUGUUGGAAAAAUAAAACGAGAAAUUCAAAAUCUAAAACUCUUUCGCCAUCCUCAUAUUAUCAAACUGGCACUAUGAUGUUAAGAUGUCCAAGAUGAGGAGGAACCAGCAGAAGAGAAUGAAAAUGAACAGUUACAAGGUUGGAGGAAAACCAGGAGAAUCUGGUAUCUUGAAGUCUAGUGAAGAACGUAUUUGAUGGAUCAGCCAAAUAAGACCAUGGAAUCCUCUACAGGACAAGCCACUGGUUUCUUCAACAAAAGAAUGCAAAAGAAAACAGAGAUACCAGGUGAUCAGCACUCCAACAGAUUUUUUUAUGGUAAUGGAAUAUGUGUCUGGCGGUGAAUUAUUUGACUACAUCUGUAAACAUGGACGGGUUGAAGAGGUGGAAGCAAGGCGCCUCUUCCAGCAGAUUCUGUCAGCUGUGGAUUACUGUCAUAGGCAUAUGGUAGUUCAUCGAGACCUGAAACCAGAGAAUGUGCUGUUGGAUGCUGACAUGAAUGCCAAGAUAGCGGAUUUUGGAUUGUCUAAUAUGAUGUCGGAUGGUGAGUUUCUGCGAACUAGUUGUGGAUCUCCCAAUUAUGCAGCACCUGAAGUCAUCUCAGGCAGAUUGUAUGCAGGUCCUGAAGUUGAUAUCUGGAGCUGUGGUGUUAUCUUGUAUGCUCUCCUUUGUGGCACCCUUCCAUUUGAUGAUGAGCAUGUACCUACAUUAUUUAAGAAGAUCCGAGGGGGUGUUUUUUAUAUCCCAGAAUAUCUCAAUCGUUCUGUUUGCACUCUGUUGAUGCAUAUGCUGCAGGUUGACCCCCUGAAACGGGCAACUAUCAAAGAUAUAAGAGAGCAUGAAUGGUUUAAACAAGAUUUGCCCAGUUACUUAUUUCCUGAAGACCCCUCCUAUGAUGCUAACGUCAUUGAUGAUGAGGCUGUGAAAGAAGUGUGUGAAAAAUUUGAGUGUACAGAAUCAGAAGUAAUGAACAGUUUAUAUAGUGGUGACCCUCAAGACCAGCUUGCAGUGGCUUAUCAUCUUAUCAUUGACAAUCGGAGAAUAAUGAACCAAGCCAGUGAGUUCUACCUCGCCUCUAGUCCCCCAACUGGUUCUUUUAUGGAUGAUAGUACCAUGCAUAUUCCCCCAGGCCUGAAGCCUCAUCCAGAAAGGAUGCCACCUCUUAUAGCAGACAGCCCUAAAGCAAGAUGUCCAUUGGAUGCGCUGAAUACAACUAAGCCCAAAUCUUUAGCUGUGAAAAAAGCCAAGUGGCAUCUUGGAAUCAGAAGUCAAAGCAAACCAUAUGACAUUAUGGCCGAAGUCUACCGAGCUAUGAAGCAGCUGGAUUUUGAAUGGAAGGUAGUGAAUGCAUACCAUCUUCGUGUAAGAAGGAAAAAUCCAGUGACUGGCAAUUAUGUGAAAAUGAGCUUACAGCUUUACCUGGUUGACAACAGAAGCUAUCUUUUGGACUUUAAAAGCAUUGAUGAUGAGGUGGUGGAGCAGAGGUCUGGUUCGUCAACACCUCAGCGUUCCUGUUCCGCUGCUGGCUUACACAGACCCAGAUCAAGUUUUGAUUCUGUAACAGCAGAGAGUCAUUCACUCUCUGGCUCUCUUACUGGCUCCUUGACAGGAAGCACACUGUCUUCUGUUUCACCUCGCCUAGGCAGUCACACCAUGGAUUUUUUUGAAAUGUGUGCUAGUCUGAUCACUACUUUGGCCCGUUGAUGAUGUUUCUCUAGUUUGUCUUUGUUAUUGCACUGUGAAAAUCAGAUAUAUUCUUAAAAUCAUUAUUUUACUUAUGGGUAUCACAUCCUCUGGAAUACUGAUCGAGAGUCAUGAAUAUUUCCAGGGGACACUCAAUGCCAUUGACAUUACUGAAAACAAAAA